AUGGGUGCUGUAAUGGCAUGUGCCCGCCAGAGGAGCCGACCGACGCCGGCGCGCCGACCGACGACCGACGCGCAGAAGAGCGCCGACCAGCCGGCGUCGCCGGCGGAGGAGGAGCGCACGCCGGAAGAAGGCGGGUACGGCCUGGACCGCACCUUCUGCCGCCACGCCUGGGCCUUGCUCAAGGUCAUGUUCCCCAGCCUCGGCUCCUUCAGCGUCUUUCAGCUGGUGGUGCUGCUCAUCUUCAGCGGGUCAGAACAGUAUGUGGUGUAUUGGGUUGGUAUCAUACCCAGCCGGUACUACCAAGUGUUGGGCGACAAGGACUGGAACGCCUUCGGCACUCUCACCGCUGAGUGUCUCGGCCUAGUGCUCGUCAUUUCGUUCGUCAAGGGGUCGCGCAUCUACAUAUCGACGAUCCUGUACGUCACCUGGCGCCAGCUGGUCGACCGCUUUCUGCACCGCCGCUACUUUACCGGGAUCAACUACUAUCUUCUCAACGUGAUGGACUCGCGCAUCGACAACCCUGACCAGCGCAUCACGCAGGACGUGGACAAGAUGUGCAAGACGCUCAGCACCAUGUUCUCGCAGCUGAUCAUGGCGCCCUUCAUCGUCGGAUACUACACGUACAGCGUCUACGUCAACACGGGGUACAUUGGGAUCCUCAGCAUCUACGGUUUCUUCGUCGUAGCGACUGUCGUCAACAAGGUCAUUAUGACUCCAAUCGUCACAUACGUGGUGAAGCAGGAAGAAAAGGAGGGCACCUUCAGGUUCAAGCACAUGCAGGUCCGCGUACACGCCGAGGCUCUGGGCUUUCAAGGCUGCAGCGCCGUGGAGGAGCACCGCUGCAACCGGCGGCUGAGUGCGCUCGUCUCCACGCAGAUGUCGCUCUUCAACCGGCGCUUCAUGCUCACCGUGGUGGUCAACCUGUUCGACUACCUGGGCGGCAUUCUCAACUACCUGGUGAUCUCGAUCCCGAUCUUCGCCGGCCUGUACGACGACCGCACGCCGCAGCAGCUGAGCGCGCUCAUCAGCCAGAACUCGUUCGUCUGCAUGUACCUGAUCUUCAACUUCACCCAGCUGGUGGACCUGGCGUCCAGCGCCACGGACGUGGUGGGCUGCACGCACCGGGUGGGCCAGCUAGUGGAGCGGCUAGCGGUGCUGGAGCAACGGUGGAAGAGCUCGCCGCACACCCCCGACGAAGACACGAGCGGGGGCCCGGACACGUGUCUCAUGCCGCAGCGGCCGUUCCUGACGGACGGCUCGCUCCGGCAGCAGAUCGUGUACCCGGAGCGGCUGAAGGAGGGCGGCUACACGGUGUCGGAGACGGAGCGCAUGCUGCACUACCUGGAGCUGGUGCAGCUGAGCAGUCUGGCGGAUCGCUGCGGCGGUCUGGACUCCGAGGUCAACAAGAACUGGUACGACAUGUUGUCGCCGGGCGAGAUGCAGCGCCUGUUCUUCGUCCGGCUCUUCCACCACCGGCCGGUGUUCGUGUUCAUGGACGAGGCGACCAGCGCCGUCAGUCCCGACAUGGAGGAGAUCCUGUACCAGGAAUGUUUGCGGCUGAAGAUGACCUUGUUCAGCGUUGGACACCGUGAAAGCUUAACCGCCUACCACGACUGGAAGCUGCACCUGUUUAAUGACGGCACCUGGAGACUGGACCCGAUCGAGCACGCCGCUGGCGGCAUCUGUCCGUGAACACGGCAGGCGGAGCUUCCGUAGUCUUCCGCUGGAAUAAGUGGUUCAGGGAUCAUUCUGUACUGCGUUCUGUAUGAUUCGAUAUGGCAGGUGAUGGGGAGAACCAUCAUUGCCAGUUGAUUCAAAACAGCAAGUGAUGGGGAGAACCAUCAUUGCCAUUUGAUUCGAGACAAGUGAUGGGGAGAACCGUCAUUGCCAGUUGAUUCGAGACAAGUGAUGGGGAGAACUGUCACUGCCUUUUUAGCUGUAACAGCGUUUUGCAGAUUGUGUGCUGGUGGUGCCUGCGGUGUGAUACCGUGAUUUGGGGUAGCUGCAAUAUUGGAGGGCUCAUCUGGAUUUAGCCAUCUCAUCAGGUAUGCCGCGAUGGUUGUAAUGAAGGUGCAUUAUUAGAGUGAAAUCUUGUGUCGGGAUUUUGUAUUGUGCCAUCAAGUUCAUAUGCGAAAAGUGCAAUUGGGUUUUUUAGUUACACGAGGAUGUCGAUAGUUAUUAGUGUUUGAGAAUGUGAAUUGUACCAUUGCCACUGGCACCCGAUGGAUGUAUUUUACUGUAUAGUUGGCGACAUAUUUAGUACGUGACCACGCGAGUUUUGUUACGUUGUGUUUUGUUUAAAUGGUGGCCGACCGGAUGCCUUACUUUAUACUUCCACCAAUAAUCUGAUUACAAAUAUACUCACAG
Molecule: messenger RNA, 2367 nt
Organism: Pollicipes pollicipes
Lineage: Eukaryota; Metazoa; Arthropoda; Thecostraca; Pollicipedomorpha; Pollicipedidae
Product: lysosomal cobalamin transporter ABCD4
Exons: 12
Coding region: 1-1692 (563 amino acids)
Biological process (GO): peroxisome organization; fatty acid beta-oxidation; very long-chain fatty acid catabolic process
Cellular component (GO): peroxisomal membrane
Molecular function (GO): ATP binding; long-chain fatty acid transmembrane transporter activity; ABC-type transporter activity
Source: RefSeq, a predicted model, not a curated record